This is a messenger RNA of Ricinus communis (castor bean), 1288 nucleotides long. Its product is annotated as myb family transcription factor PHL13. The record is from RefSeq and is a predicted model, not a curated record. Lineage: Eukaryota; Viridiplantae; Streptophyta; Magnoliopsida; Malpighiales; Euphorbiaceae. Gene Ontology annotation, molecular function: DNA binding; DNA-binding transcription factor activity. Bases 16 to 1146 code for a protein of 376 amino acids. The transcript is spliced from 7 exons.
CUAUAUAUUAUACAAAUGAGCACUCAGAAAAGGAAAGUCCUAGAACACAACAUUGGAUCAUUAUUAUACCAAGGCUCCUGCAAAUAUACAAAGUCUUUUUGGGAAAAGUUAUUAUCUUCGCAGGUUCAGCCGCAGCAGCAGAAGCAGCCAGGAAACAUGAGAGUAUUCUUUGAGUCUCAGUUACCGGACUCUCAAGGCGGGUCGAUGGAUGUAAAUCCAUGGAAUUCUAAUAGUUCAAGCAUCAACCCUGGCCAUUUUAUAUCACCAACUUCAGCUGGUUUGUUUGCAAUGGAAGGGCGCAUGGGCUUUACACAAGGUGAUCUUAGUACUGUUGGUAGCUUAUCCAUAUGUACUCAAGUCACCGAAACUGGCACUCUAGUUAUGCAGACUCAUGAAGACAGUCUGGAUGAUCCUCAAUCACCUGUCAACUUUAGCAUACAAAAUAAUAACAAUCCAAGAAGUGCAGAAAAGAUACAUAUGUAUCGAAGUUCGCCUGGGAAUGAUCUUUUUCCUCCAAUACUGCAGAAAUCACCAAAUAAAUUUACCACUUUGAAUCAAGUAAGGCAAGGCCAUAUUAGUUUCAAAAAUCAUCAGAGCCGUGAGGCUGGUUACAAUCCUUUCAGCAUUCAAUACGCAAAACCCAGUUCCUACUUCAAAUCAUCUGGAGCAGAUAUUGCAUGUAAAACACGUAUUAAAUGGACCCAAGAUCUUCAUAAGCGAUUUGUUGAAUGUGUAGAUCGUUUAGGAGGAGCUGAAAAGGCUACUCCAAAGUUGAUCCUGAAGCUGAUGGGGGUUCAAGGAUUAACAAUAUUCCAUGUUAAAAGCCACUUGCAGAAAUAUCGCAUUGCUAGAUAUAUUCCCGAAUCAACAGAAGGAAAAUCUGACAGAGGAGUUGCAAAUUUAAUAUCAAGACUUGACCCAAAAACAGGCAUGCAGAUAGCUGAAACACUAAAAUUGCAGCUUGAUGUCCAGAGGUGUCUACAUGAACAAUUGGAGAUACAAAGAAAUUUACAGUCGCGGAUCGAAGAACAAGGGCGGCAACUCAAACAGAUGUUAGAUCAACAACUAAGAACAAACAAUACUUUGCGGGAAGCCAGAAACUCAGAUUUCACCUAUCGGGAAGAUCCAUCAAAUGAUACCCACUAACCUUUCAAAUAUAAGUAUAAAUGUUGUGUACCUCAAGACAGAUACUGACCCUUAGAUUGUUCAAUUGAGUUCUAUCAUUAGCUCAGUUUAGUGAAAGGAUUAAUGCAGGAAUAACCUCUUUAAUCUAACUGCUAUUAAUCAA